This is a messenger RNA of Phoenix dactylifera (date palm), 966 nucleotides long. RefSeq names its product gamma-glutamyl peptidase 3-like. The record is from RefSeq and is a predicted model, not a curated record. Gene Ontology annotation, cellular component: cytosol. Lineage: Eukaryota; Viridiplantae; Streptophyta; Magnoliopsida; Arecales; Arecaceae.
GGUGCACUUCUACACCUCAAGCCAUCAACCCUACUCUUUCCUUACCAAGCUCUUCGAUCUCUUCUCCACCAACCAUGAAAGACAGCAGCGAGAAGCGAUAUGCUCUCCUCCUCGCUACUAAAGACUCAGACUAUGUCAAGAAAAUCUAUGGAGGCUACUUCCCGGUCUUCGUAGAAGCAUUUGGUGAUGAAGGUGAGACAUGGGAUCUUUAUAGAGCGAUAGAGGGCGAAUUCCCCGACAUGGAGGAGCUCGAUAGCUAUGAUGGUUUCGUGAUCAGCGGAAGCCCCCAUGAUGCCUAUGGAAAUGACCUCUGGAUCCUAAGGCUUUGCUUCCUGAUCCAGACCUUGGAUUCCAUGCAAAAGAGAGUCCUUGGCAUUUGCUUUGGCCACCAAGUCUUGUGCCGGGCAUUGGGAGGCCGAGUUGGAAAGGCUUAUGGGGGGUGGGACAUUGGAGUUCGGAAGGUGAUCAUGGCGGAAGACUUGUCCCAAUGCAAAUUUCUUGAAGGUGUUGAGGAGUUUCCUCACAGCGCUCCAAUCAUCGAGUGCCAUCAAGAUGAGGUGUGGGAGGUGCCAUUGGAGGCUGAGGUGCUUGCCUUCUCGGAGAAGACCGGAGUAGAGAUGUUUGCGAUCGGAGACCAUGUGUUGGGAAUUCAAGGGCACCCGGAGUACACCAAAGAUAUCUUGCACAAUCUCAUCGAUCGCCUUGCUAACAUGAGCUCCAUUGAUAGAGCUUUUGCUGAUGAUGCCAAAAGAAGAUUGGAGGAAGCCGAACCUGACAGGAGCUCUUGGGUGAAGUUGUGCAAGGGAUUCCUCAAGGGAAGAUGAAGCCAAGGAUCUAAACCUCUUGUUGUUUCUUUUUUAACCGGCUCCUGUAUUGGUAUCUAUAAUCACAAGUUGACUGCGUAAAAGAUAGGGAACAAAGAUUGCUUGCCUCCUUUUAAUACGAAUCUGUCCCCCCUUUUUUUUA